Trichosporon asahii var. asahii CBS 2479 is the source of this 1368-nucleotide messenger RNA. RefSeq names its product zuotin. The record is from RefSeq and is a predicted model, not a curated record. The coding region runs from base 1 to 1368 and encodes 455 amino acids. The transcript is spliced from 2 exons. NCBI's taxonomy places the organism in Eukaryota, Fungi, Basidiomycota, Tremellomycetes, Trichosporonales, Trichosporonaceae. Gene Ontology annotation, molecular function: ribosome binding; Hsp70 protein binding. Gene Ontology annotation, cellular component: cytosol. Gene Ontology annotation, biological process: regulation of translational fidelity; 'de novo' cotranslational protein folding.
AUGUCGGCCGUCGCCAUCGACCUCACGAUCCCCGCCGCGCCCGCCGGCUACUCCAAGCCCUCCGCCUCGGGCAAGCCUUCGGCUCCCAAGGAGCUCGAGGUCUAUCCUGCCGGCCCGUCGUACAUCUCGUACGCUCGCCGUGAGCUCCUCCAGAUGUCGUUCGCCGAGGACGACGAGGCCGAGAGCUCGGCCCGCGCCGCUAAGGCUGCCGCCAAGGCCGCCGAGGACGGAGAGCAGCUCUACCCCGGUCUUGGUGAGGAGCAGGAGGACAAGGCCCUCCUUGCCUCUGACCCGAAGGAGUGGAAGAAGCAGGACCACUACGCCAUCCUUGGUCUCGGACACCUCCGUUACACCGCCAACGACGACCAGAUCAAGAUUGCCCACCGCCGUAAGGUCCUCCGUCAUCACCCGGACAAGAAGGCCGACCACGACGAUGGUUUCUUCAAGUGUAUCCAGAAGGCGUUCGACCAGCUCACGAACCCGGAGCGCCGCCGGCAGUUCGACUCGGUCGACUGGAACAUCUCGGACGCUGUCCCGAACCCGAAGACCGUUCCUGCCGACAAGUACUGCGAGGUGUUUGGCCCCAUCUUUGUCCGCGAGGGCCGUUUCUCCAACAUCCAGCCCGUUGCCGAGUUCGGUGGACCCGACGCCAGCAAGGCCGAGGUCGAGGGCUUCUACGACUUCUGGUACAACUUCGACUCGUGGCGUUCGUUCGAGUGGCACGACAAGGAGGUCAACGAGGGCUCCGAGUCGCGUGACGACAAGCGUUACACCGAGAAGAAGAACAAGAGCGAGCGCACGCGUAUGAAGAAGGAGGACAACGCCCGUCUUCGUGAGCUCGUCGACUCUGUUCUCGCCAACGACCCGCGCAUCAAGCGCAUCAAGGAGGAGGAGAAGGCCGCCCGUCUCGCCAAGAAGAAGGGCGGAGCUGCCAACGGCGCCGCCAAGCCCAAGCCCCUCACCCCCGCCGAGAAGAAGAAGCUCGAGGAGCAGAAGAAGAAGGAGGAGGCCGAGCGCAAGGCCGCCGAGGCCGAGGCCAACAAGGCCUCCAAGGCCGACCGUGAGGCCGCCAAGAAGGCCAAGGAGGCCGCCCGCAAGAACCUCAAGAAGUGGAAGAAGGCCGUUGCCACCGCCAUUGCCAACUCGAACUACUUCCAGGCCGCUGGCUCCGCCCCCUCCGCUGCCGUCAUCGAGAAGCAGCUCGCCGAGCUCGACGCCAUUGUCGAGCUCUCCGAGCCCGAGGCCAUCAAGGGCCUCAAGGAGAAGGUCGAGGCUGCCGGCACCGGCGAGCCCGUCAAGGAGGUCCUCAAGGCCCAGGUCGCCGCCCUCGGCGACAAGGGCGCCGGCAAGUUCACCGAGUUCGCUUAA